Molecule: messenger RNA, 1002 nt
Organism: Oryzias latipes (Japanese medaka)
Lineage: Eukaryota; Metazoa; Chordata; Actinopteri; Beloniformes; Adrianichthyidae
Product: olfactory receptor 8G17-like
Biological process (GO): G protein-coupled receptor signaling pathway; detection of chemical stimulus involved in sensory perception of smell
Cellular component (GO): membrane
Molecular function (GO): G protein-coupled receptor activity; odorant binding; olfactory receptor activity
Source: RefSeq, a predicted model, not a curated record
AUGGAUGAAGAAAAAAGAGCCAGAGUGGUUUUGAACAUCACAUUUGUUCGGCCAGAAAAAUUCUACAUCAGUGGGUUUUCCAACAUUCCUCACACUCAGUAUUUUUAUGUUUUCUUGUGUUUUGUCUAUGUAAUGACUGUUAUUGGAAAUGUCUUUCUCCUCUCAGUUAUCUGCUUGGUGAGGACUCUUCAUUCUCCCAAAUACAUGAUUGUGUUCAACUUGGCUUUGAUAGAUCUGUGUGGAAGCACAGCUCUUAUCCCAAAAGUCUUGGACACAUUUUUGUUCGACAGGAGAUUUAUUUUGUACGAGGCUUGUUUAAGCAACAUGUUUUUUGUUAUGUUCUUUAGCAGUUUACAGUCAUGGACUCUUGCCUGUAUGGCCUAUGACAGAUUUGUGGCAAUCUGCCUCCCAUUGAGGUACCAUAGCAUCGUGUCUAAGAGAUCUGUUGCUGUGAUUCUGCUGUGUAUGUGGUUAAUAAUUCUGUUCGUAGCUGCCUUUACAGUGGGGAAUAUUAAUCGUCUGUCUUUCUGUGGUUCACUAGAAGUGCAAAGUUUUUACUGUGACCAUGGACCAUUAAAUCGCCUUGCUUGCAACGAUAGAUCCAUAAAUGAUGUCAUGGCUUAUAUUGGCUUAAUUUUAUUCAUCUGCAUUCCUUUUAUACUAAUAGUAAUUACCUAUUUGUGCAUUAGCAUUGCACUAAGCAGAAUUGCGUCUAAAGUGGAACGACUCAGAGCACUAAAAACCUGUUCAUCACACAUAAUUCUUGUGGUAACUUUCUUUAUACCUUUGUUUGCCACUAACAUCGCUGCUGUGGUCUCCUACCUCCAUCCUAACAUCAGAAUAAUAAAUUCCUGUUGGACACACACCAUCCCGUCUUUGCUUAAUCCUAUUGUUUACUCUUUGAAGACAGAAGAACUGCUGAAUGCUAUAAAGAAACUGUUUCAAAGAAACAGAAUGACAAAAAUUGAAAGCAAACAAAGCCACCGUACAACCCUCCUGUAG